Messenger RNA from Alligator mississippiensis (American alligator), 4403 nucleotides. It is a transcript of the gene FGR, whose product is annotated as FGR proto-oncogene, Src family tyrosine kinase. The record is from RefSeq and is a predicted model, not a curated record. Gene Ontology annotation, molecular function: non-membrane spanning protein tyrosine kinase activity; signaling receptor binding; ATP binding. Gene Ontology annotation, biological process: cell differentiation; protein phosphorylation; cell surface receptor protein tyrosine kinase signaling pathway. NCBI's taxonomy places the organism in Eukaryota, Metazoa, Chordata, Crocodylia, Alligatoridae. The transcript has 13 exons. Bases 1500 to 3116 code for a protein of 538 amino acids. Gene Ontology annotation, cellular component: extrinsic component of cytoplasmic side of plasma membrane.
CUGUUGUCUCCACCCUCCUGUGCCCUAAUGGCUUCUCGCAGGUGCCUCGUCCCUCUGAGUCUGCCCCCGCAUCCCCAGGCCUGUGUUUGCUAGGGUCACGGGUUCAAGUUCUGGCUCCAGCGACUCAGCCCUUGCUCCUCUGCGCUGGGGGUUGCGGUCAGUGCGGCCGUGCUGCAUGCAGCACCACGGGGGUGAGCUCCUGCAAAGCCCAGUCUGAAACUUGAACAUCCCGCAGCCCUUCGACAGAGGGGCUUUGUGCCGGGAGCCCGACCCUAGACACUCCUCGCUUUGCCGUGGUGCUGCGGGUGAGGGCUGCGCUGCUGUGGGUGCGCGUCUGCCAGGCUGCUGCAGGGCCGUGCGAGCAGGGGGCAGGCACAAGGCCCUGGAUACCAGCAGCUGCGUCCGGUGUGUUGCCAUUCACCGCAUCCCUCUUGUGCCUUGGCCCCAUCCUGUCCCCUCUGUCUGGGAGAUGCCAGCUCCUGGGACCAGGGCAAGGUCCCAGGGAGAGCGCCGCGGGGGACCAGGGCCACGAAGCGCUGGGUGAUGUAGCUGGACCAAUAUUUUCCCCAGAAAGCUUAGGGGAAAGUCUGGCCGUGGCUAUUCUGGAGUGGGAGCAGCUGUUUCUUCAUCCUCCUCCUUCCCAGUUUGGUUCUUAAAAGCUAAAAACGCUGGAAAUGGGAGCAAAAUGCUUCAACCCGGGGGAAUGAAGCCUUUGGUUCAACCCCCGUCCUCCUCUCCCCACUCAACCAAGUCCUUUUUGGCUUUUCAGUCCACCAGAAAACAUGGAUCGCUUUUCCCUUUGUCUCGCUCUGUCUCCAGCUCUGCCCGCGGAUGCCCAGAGCCCCCCUGUUCGGGCAGCCUCCCUGUAGCCAAGGCUGGUCCCGGAUUCUCCUCCGCGGGUGGGAAAGGCAUGCUCUUGAGCCCCAAAAGCUUGGUUUGAAGCCUCCUGCGUUUGACGCCCUUUCGCCCUACGCCGAGCUGCCUCCCGGCACGGCCUGGGUACCCGGUGGACCGCAGCACCUCUGCCACGGGGCCGGGGAGCUCGUUGGAAGCUGGCACGCUCUGGCCCAGGCUGACCCAACCCAACCAUUUGGGAGGCGACAAUUUCCCAGGCCACGACCCAGCCGUGGUUGGCGCGAGGGAGGGCGGAAGGUCUCAGCCCGCCCCGUGCCGGGGGGAACGGGCUGAGGGAAGAGCCGUUUCAGGCCCUCCCUUCCUGCCGUGCCCGGAGCAGGCGCUGCGAGCGGUGGCGCUGACCCGUGGCCUCGCUCCCCUUCCUCUUCCAUUCCGAGAACAGGCAGCGCCCGCAGCUGGCGAGCGGAAGUGGGACUAUAAUAAACUGGCCAGCGGCUUCCCGGGGCUGCAGCGCCAGCUUCCACCGACUGCCCCCGGCACCCGGUCCCAGGUGCUGUGAGGGGCUUGGGGGGGUGCGCGUUCUCCUGCCACGGGGACCAUGGAGCAGCUGAACUGACCUCAGGAGGCAUCCCACUGUACCCAGGAUGGGCUGCGUGCAGUGCAAAAAGAAGGGGUCUGGCAAAGCCCAGGGCGAGGGCUGCGAUGGCAAGCUCAGCCUGGUCCCCAGCACCCACUAUGACCCGGACCCCACCCAGCCCGCCGCCAGCUUCAGCUGCAUCCCCGACUUCAACAACUUCCACGGCUCCCCCACGCCCGCCGGCACCGCCUUCCUGGGGCCCGGCCUCUACCCCAGCAACACCCUGCAUGGCCGCGGGGGUGGCAUCACAGGCGGGGGCGUGACGCUGUUCAUCGCCCUGUACGACUACGAGGCCCGGACGGAGGACGACCUGACCUUCCUGAAGGGGGAGAAGUUCCACAUCAUCAACAACACUGAGGGCGACUGGUGGGAAGCGAGGUCCCUGAGCACGGGGGCCACGGGCUACGUCCCCAGCAACUACGUGGCGCCGGUGGACUCCAUCCAGGCAGAAGAGUGGUACUUCGGGAAGAUCGGGCGGAAGGAUGCGGAGCGGCAGAUCCUGUGCCCUGGAAACCCCCGUGGCACUUUCCUCAUCCGGGAGAGCGAGACCACCAAAGGUGCCUACUCCUUGUCCAUCCGGGACUGGGACGAGGCGAAAGGCGACCACGUGAAGCACUAUAAGAUCCGGAAGCUGGACAACGGCGGCUACUACAUCACCACCCGGGCCCAGUUCGAGACGGUGCAGCAGCUGGUCCAGCAUUACAUCGACCGAGCUGCAGGGCUGUGCUGCCGCCUGGUCGUGCCGUGCCACAGGGGGAUGCCCAAGCUGGCGGACCUGUCCGUCAAAACCAAAGACGUGUGGGAGAUCCCCCGCGAGUCACUGCAGCUCCUCAAGAAGCUGGGCAAUGGGCAGUUUGGGGAAGUCUGGAUGGGCACCUGGAACGGGACCACCAAGGUGGCGGUGAAGACACUGAAGCCGAGCACCAUGUCGCCCGAGGCCUUCCUGGAGGAGGCGCAGAUCAUGAAGCGGCUGCGGCACGACAAGCUGGUGCAGCUCUACGCCGUGGUGUCAGAGGAGCCUAUCUACAUCGUCACCGAGUUCAUGAGCCAGGGGAGCUUGCUGGACUUCCUGAAGGACGGAGAUGGCCGGUUCCUGAAGCUGCCGCAGCUGGUGGACAUGGCCGCGCAGAUCGCAGCCGGCAUGGCCUACAUCGAGCGGAUGAACUACAUCCACCGGGACCUGCGCGCCGCCAACAUCCUGGUGGGGGACAACCUGGUGUGUAAGAUCGCCGACUUCGGGCUGGCCCGCCUCAUCGAGGACGACGAGUACACGGCGCGCCAGGGCGCCAAGUUCCCCAUCAAGUGGACGGCCCCGGAGGCUGCGCUUUUCGGCCGGUUCACCAUCAAGUCGGACGUGUGGUCCUUCGGCAUCCUCCUCACCGAGCUCGUCACCAAGGGCCGCGUGCCCUACCCAGGCAUGAACAACCGGGAGGUGCUGGAGCAGGUGGAGCGAGGAUACCGCAUGCAGUGCCCAGGUAGCUGCCCGUCCUCGCUGCACGAGCUGAUGGUGCAGUGCUGGAAGAAGGAGCCCGAGGAGCGCCCCACCUUCGAGUACCUCCAGUCCUUCCUCGAGGACUACUUCACCGCCACCGAGCCCCAGUACCAGCCCGGGGAUGACCAGUGAGGCCGUGCCAGGACCCUUCAUGGGGCCAGGACACCCCCCUGGUUUGCUGGGAAUUUUUUUAUAUCCCCUCUUCGGGGAUUUUGUUACUCCCCGCCCGCCACCGAGCUCCCCUCCCCCAUGGCCGCAGGGGUGGGGGCACCAAUGCACCCUAUUUCAAAGGGGUCCCCCCAGAGCUGUUCCUAUGGAGGGGGGAGCUGUGCCCCUCUUCUCUCCCUCAAUGCCCUCCGCUGCCUCGCUGGGCUGGGGAAGUCGUCCCCACCGGGCCCAGCAGCCAUGGGGGGAGGCACAUGGCAGCCCCGCUCUCUCCCCAGGCUUGCAGACGUGCUGCGCCCACAGCUAGUGCCCGCGUUGCCCAGCCUGGGUGGGCUGGGGAGAAGCAGGCCUGCCUCCUGCCAUGGAGAAAGGCCGCGGGUGGAUGGAGCAUCCCCCAGGCGAAGGCAGAAGCUCGCCAACCUCCAAGCUGUGAUAGCCCAGGGGCACGUGGCCCCUCCAGCCCUGCCCUGGGGGGUGGCAGGACCUGGGGUGGGGGCGCAGGGCUCCUUCCCCAGCUCCCUCCGCCGUGACGGCACUGCUCCUGGGGAGACGCUGGCAGGGACCCCCCCUCCCCCCGCUGCUUGCACACUUUUUGUACAUAACUUUUUUAUGAUGAUGGUGAUUAUUUAUAAGACUCAAACCCUGCCCCCCCCGACCCCCUCGCCAGGGUGUCCGGGCUGGUAGAAGGCCAGUGGGGGGAUGCAACUUCUGUUUCUCCUCCUCCCCCAACCCCUGGACUCAUCACUGGCUUCAGUUGCUUUUCCUUUGACCAGAGCCAAAUCGAUAAAGCCAUAUGCUGCUGCUCGGGGCGGGGGGAGCAGUCAGCGCCACCCCCUGGGACCAGGGAUGCGCUGGAGCCUGGCACGGCGGGUGCAGGAGGGGGCAGGAAUUACCUUCACCUGGGGAAAAGAUCCCAGAUUUAAGCCUUCAUAGCUGGUCGCCUUCCCCCUAUCAUUGCCUUAUGCAUUAUGGUCCAGGGGCUGGAGUGAUGGGGGUGCAAGUCGGCUCCAGCCACAUGCCCCCAUGGGAGUCCUGAGCCCUGUCCCCUUCAGACCCCCUGGGCUGGAGUGGUCUGUGCCCCCCAAGAGCCCAGCCCCUCUGCCUGGCAUGGAGGUUGCCGCCAGUGCACCCAUGGGGCUGGGGGGCCCUGUCCAUCCCUGCGUGGAGGAGUGGGGCUGGGGGCUGCACCUCCGGGGUUGGGGUUUUUUCCACAUGGGUUCUGUAAAUACAAACAAAUAAACCUUUCUACCAAGA